Messenger RNA from Pieris brassicae (large cabbage white), 2739 nucleotides. Its product is annotated as lachesin-like. Bases 138 to 1463 code for a protein of 441 amino acids. Gene Ontology annotation, cellular component: neuron projection. The transcript has 9 exons. The record is from RefSeq and is a predicted model, not a curated record. NCBI's taxonomy places the organism in Eukaryota, Metazoa, Arthropoda, Insecta, Lepidoptera, Pieridae.
CGCCGUCACAUUCUCGUCACCGCACGCGAUCCCGUGCAAACUACGAACACAAACUUAACUUUGUUAACUUAUACGAGCUUAUAAAUAUAUAUUUUCGUAGAUGUAUAUUCAGUGUUAGUAGCUUUUAGUGAUGUGCGAUGGCUAAGCGGCGGGUCGUGCGUUGGUCUAGUUGGCAAUUGCGACGGCUGGCUACUUGCGCAUGGGCAUGCGCCGUUCUUUUACCGCUUCUUACUGAUGUCCACGCUGAUGUGGAUACAUCAACUGGUCAUGGAGACAACACACUUACCAAUUCAGUGGUGGAGGAGCCAGAGUUCACAGAAGUCAUACAAAACGUAACGGUUCCUGCGGGUCGCAGCGUGCGGCUCGCUUGCUCCGUCAAAAACCUCGGCUCCUAUAAGGUUGCGUGGAUGCACUUUGAACAGUCCGCUAUACUGACUGUGCAUAAUCACGUUAUUACGAGGAACCCACGGGUGAGCGUGACUCACGACAAACACAGGACGUGGUUCCUUCACAUUUCCGACGUGCGGGAAGAGGAUCGCGGUCGCUACAUGUGUCAAAUUAAUACCGUCACAGCCAAAACACAGUUUGGAUAUUUACAUGUUGUUGUGCCGCCGUCCAUCGACGAUUCCUUGAGUUCGAGCGACGUUAUCGUCCGAGAGGGCGCGAACGUCACUCUGACCUGUCGGGCUAAUGGCUCUCCUAAGCCGACCAUCAAGUGGAAACGAGAUGACAACUCAAAAAUCUCCAUCAGCAAAGGAUAUACUGUUUCAGAAUGGGAAGGCGAAGUAUUAGAAAUGGCAAGGAUAUCCAGAUUAGAUAUGGGAGCGUAUUUAUGUAUCGCUAGUAAUGGAGUCCCGCCUACAGUCUCAAAGCGAGUCAAAGUUAGCGUAGACUUUCCCCCAAUGUUAUGGAUACCUCAUCAACUCGUCGGUGCACCGCUUUAUUACAAUGUUACGCUAGAAUGCUUUACCGAGGCCCAUCCAACUUCAUUAAAUUAUUGGACUCGAGAUGACGGACAUAUGAUACACGAGAGUCCUAAAUAUCACAUGGAAAAUAGCGUUGGAUUACCAGCAUACAAAACACAUAUGAGACUACUUAUACGUCAUAUAGUUUCAGAAGAUUACGGCACUUAUAAAUGUGUAGCGAAAAAUCCGAGGGGAGAGUCCGAUGGAACGAUACGCUUAUACACUUCUUCGCCACCUACAACUACACCAGAUCCAAGAGCAUUGACACAACCACCGCCAUCUAAGCCACCAGGACGGGACUCUCCAAGUACAGACAAAGGAACGAAAUAUCAAUCAAACUUGAACGAGAUCGAUAAAGGAAAGCAGAAGCCAGACGAGGGAGGCGGAAAGGCGCAUCUUAACUGGGUGGGAGGUGCAUCACAGGUCACAGAUGAAGCCACCGAUAACAGAUAUCAAACCUGGAUUUUAAUUUCAAUUUUUGUUUAUGCGUUACUGUAGGUAUUACAUAGGACAUUUAAAACAGCUCCUAAUCUAUCGAAACUAUAUCUUAUGCACCUACGAGCACCUAUCUGUAAUAUCAUAGAGCUUACCGUAUUUUAGAAAUGUAUUAUAAUUAUGAUUUGGCACAUGCGCACGCUCAAUACUUUUUAUUAUGUAUGUUAAUAAUAAGCACAAAUCUAUAAUCAGCUUUGUUAAAUCCAUGAUUAAAGUUACAAGAACUAUUUCUCCAUGGAUACAGAUACUUCAUACUCCAUACAGACCUGUUUUGCGUCUUGUUGAUACAUUACAUGUUACUUGAUGAUACAUUAAAUUCCGGUAGUUAAAUCUAGAUUUGAAAUAUACUAUUGUUGAUCGCUGAAGUAAUCGGUGCUUUAUUUCAUAACACCUAUUACUCAAUAUACCUGAGCGCGUAGUAAUUGCAUUGAAGGAAUAUAAAUUCAAAUCUUCUUAAUUUAUUUGGUUUGCUUUUAUAAUUUACAUAUAUAAAAGUACUUAUUCUUCGUUUAUACCCGAAGUAGUGAAAAUUUCAUUACUGGCCAAGUUUUAAUCUACUAUAUUUAUUUAUAGAACUAUUUUUUUAUUGUGACAGUUAUUUAAUGUCCCACCGAAUAAAUAUAAAAAACAUGGCGUCACAAUAUCUGGCUUUUGUAAUUGAAAUGAAAUGUAUUGCAGCACUUUUUUUAGUGAUAUUUUAACCUAGUAAAAAAAGUUGUAAAACGUAAUUUCUUUUAUUUGGAAAGUCUUCAACUACGGUGAAAAAGUUCUUAAAUGUAUGGGGAGGCGAGGGCAUGGAAAAUGGAAUCUUUUGCCAAGAAAAUGCCAAAGCUUGGUAUUGUAUUGCAACCCGAUCGGUAGCCAGUAGCAAUGAAACUUGUUAAAUAUUCCAUGUUAGGUACUCGCUUGUCAUACUACUUACUAUUUUUGACGCAUUAAUAAGUUUGUUUUUCACGUAUAUCAUUGUAUGAAAAUUUCUUCUGUCAAUUAAAUAUAAUAUAUCGAUUUAGUGUCGCUAGCAUAUUUGAUCUGGUGACAAAAAGUCAUCACUUUAAUCAGGUCAGAUAAGUUCGUGACAUUAUACGUAAAUGUUAACGAUAACUUGUUGCCAAAUUGCUAAUUAUAAGAUAAAUGCUGCAUAGAUUAUAUUGUAAAUAUAAUAUAUAAGCAAAUUAAAGGAAUGUGUUAAUUAAGAGAGAGUGUAUUGUUUGUUUACAUUGUAUUGAUUGAUAUAAACAAUUGUAAUACGUGGACAUGACGUACCAUGAAUAUAUAUAAG